Molecule: messenger RNA, 5912 nt
Organism: Oreochromis niloticus (Nile tilapia)
Lineage: Eukaryota; Metazoa; Chordata; Actinopteri; Cichliformes; Cichlidae
Product: potassium channel subfamily K member 2
Exons: 7
Coding region: 418-1707 (429 amino acids)
Biological process (GO): stabilization of membrane potential; potassium ion transmembrane transport
Cellular component (GO): plasma membrane
Molecular function (GO): potassium ion leak channel activity; outward rectifier potassium channel activity
Source: RefSeq, a predicted model, not a curated record
UCAACAAGAGCGCACACGGUCACUGAGAGCGCAGCCAGAAUGCGCCACAGAGCAUCCGGUAGUGUCACACUGAUGAAUCGCGUCUCCUGACCCUGACAGCCCAAACCUUCCCUCCGUAAAAGCACGAAAUGCCUGCAAACACCUGGCUGGAUUUCGCGGAGGCGGUCUGUUCUCCGUCUUCCUUUUACGCUCCGUCUCAGCGUUGCUUUUGCUAGGAACGCGAUGUCCUGGAUGCGUUUUCUCCAGUGACGCUGAAGUGAAGCGCAGUUUGCUGAAGCCAUGUGAAGAGCGGACAUGUCUCUUGUCGGGAGCACCGGAGGCAAAACCCGAGUCCAGUAGAGGGAACAGUGUUCGCGCUUUAUUGGAGAGCAAAAAGAUCCUUCCAUGAGGAGACGAAGAGAGAAGAGAUGGUAGAGAAUGGCUGCACCUGACCUUCUUGACCCAAAGGCUGCCGCCCACAACUCCAAGCCUCGCCUGUCGUUUUCAACCAAACCAGUGGUGCUGAACACCCCAGAGGACGAGUGCGACACUCGGACUACGGUCAUGAGGUGGAAGACCGUAUCAGCUAUCUUUUUCCUGGUGGUGUUGUACCUCAUCAUCGGGGCAACAGUGUUCAGAGCACUUGAACAGCCUCACGAGAGCUCCCAGAAACUGGCCAUUCUUACUCAAAAAUUGGACUUCUUGGUUGCGCAUGCAUGUGUAAACUCCUCAGAGCUGGAAGAGCUGGUCCGGCAAGUGGUUAUAGCAAUUCGAGAAGGUGUGAACCCUUCAGGAAAUUCAUCCAAUCAGACGAGCCUCUGGGACAUGAGUUCCUCCUUUUUCUUUGCUGGGACUGUUAUCACCACCAUCGGAUUUGGGAACAUCUCUCCUCACACAGAAGGUGGGCGGAUCUUCUGUAUAAUCUAUGCCCUGCUGGGGAUUCCCCUAUUUGGAUUCUUACUGGCUGGUGUCGGGGACCAGUUGGGAACUAUUUUUGGGAAGGGCAUCGCCAAAGUAGAGAAGAUGAUCGUGAAGUGGAAAGUCAGCCAGACAAAGAUUCGCGUCAUCUCCACGCUGCUCUUCAUCCUGUUCGGGUGCCUCAUCUUCGUGGCCCUGCCAGCCGUCAUCUUCAAGCACAUCGAAGAGUGGAGCACUCUCGAGUCCAUCUACUUUGUCGUCAUCACGCUCACCACCAUCGGCUUUGGAGACUUUGUCGCUGGAGAAAAAGGUGGGUUCGAGAAACCAGAAUACCUUGAUUACUAUAAACCCGUGGUGCUCUUCUGGAUUUUGGUGGGCUUGGCAUACUUUGCUGCAGUACUAAGUAUGAUCGGAGACUGGUUUCGGGUCAUCUCCAAGAAAACUAAAGAAGAGGUUGGGGAGUUUCGUGCACAUGCAGCAGAAUGGACUGCAAAUGUGUCAGCAGAGUUCAAAGAGACCCGCAGGCGACUCAGUGUUGACAUUUAUGACAAGUUUCAGCGUGCUGCAUCCAUCAAGCGCAAGCUGUCAUCUGAGCUGGGUAUUAAUGCGUCCAUCAACCAGGAAAUGACCCCUGGCAAGAGGACGCUGUCAGCUAACUUUUGUGAGGACAGAGAGGGUUAUCCCACAGUGAAUCUUUCCCUCAGUCCUGUCCCGGGGGCCCUGGCGAGGAACGGCAGCCUUUAUCUAAACGGCCUCAGCCCAGAAUACGCCGACCGACAGGAGAUCGCCAUCAUCGAAAACCUCAAAUGAGGAGCAGCGUGAAUAAUAAGAUUUGGGGAGCUGUGUAAAAUACAUCUAGCCGCUGACAGAGAUUACAGAUACAAACAUGCUUUUGUGUUAAUUCACAGAGCAUCGCUGAUGAGAUACCCAAACACAUUUGUUAAGUAGACUGUGUUCCAACCAUCCCAUAAAUCAGUCAUGAAGCCAUGUACCCUUCAUGUGUGUGAGCCUCACACAUAAAAACACACAGUUUGGAUUUAGUCUGUGAAAGAAGUCUGAAGACUUUAUGUUACCAUCAACGUGACUGACUGACUGCUGUGCUAGUGACUGAGCCAAAUCAAAAAAAAAAAAAAAAAUUGUUCCAGACUGGAACAAAUGAUUGUAUUGGAGGCAUGAGCUUGAAGAAAAAAAAGAAAACUUCUCCUGAGCAGAGGAAGGAAAUGAAAACCCUGUACUGAGGUAGCAACACACUGGGCAUCCUGUCCUCCUACCCCCUGCAAUCAAAGAGACCAAUAAAUUCAUCAAACUUCGGAAGCAAUAGACGUAUCUGUGCAAAGCUCCUGCUGAAUUUUUCAGAGGCCCUGAAAUCUGCAUCAGAUCGAGAGGAUCCUCACUGAUAAAAACACUGCAUCAUCAACAAUGAACACAUGUUCUCUACAAGGCAGCAGCUCUGUGCUAACACAAAGGAAUGUCCCUCUUUCUUUUGCAUUACGCUUGUUACAGCAUGAAUUUAUAUGCCUUGCAUCUGCCGGUCAGUCUGCCCUCGCUAUAGAGAUGAAUGUUGACAUAUUAGUUCCUUUGUGACUGACAUUCAGUUUCUCAUUAUGAGGAAUAUUCCACUCGUGCCUUACUAAAAAGUAUACUGAACCUUUGAGGAUGACGGCGUGUGAGAGACUGAGCAGCACUUGCGCGAGCUCUCAUACUUCUUAUUUUUAAGAACAGCAGUGAUAAAGAUGUAUUUGGGAUGUGUCUUGGAAAAUAAGUGGACUUUUUUUUUUCUUUGACUUGAGGAACUUACAGUUUGCAUGACAAGGGAGGAGAAAGCAUUUUGAGAUAUAUUUGAUUACUUGAGGUAACAUUUGACAAAAGGUCACCGCUCUAUCAACUGUCUUAGUUUCUUUUUUCUUUAACCAUCUUAAUGUGCCGACAGUUACACUAACCACAGUGCCAGGCUUUCUGAUCAAACCCUCUAACUCAGGGGUCUCAAACUCCAGGCCUCAAGGGCCGGUGUCCUGCAGGUUUUAGAAAUCACCCUGGGUCAACGCACCUGAAUCAAAUGAUUAGUUUAUUACCAGGCCUCUGGAGAACUUCAAGACAUGUUGAGGAGGUAAUUUAGCCAUUUAAAUCAGCUGUGUUGGAUCAAGGACACAUCUAAAACCUGCAGGACACCGGCCCUCGAGGCCUGGAGCUUGACACCCCUGCUCUAACUCCAGUAUACCAAAGCUAUGAUCUUGCUUUCCUGACAGAAGAAUAAGAUAUUUCUAAAAUCUAGCAUUUCAGGGUUUUGAAAACUGAAUUUAAAUGGACUUCUGGCAUUUGAGGUACUGUAGUAGUAAAAUAUCUGAAGCUGUGAGGCACAUCUCCACCUUACCGCUCUCUGUGAUUGAGCUGGUUGGGGAAUAGUUCCUCUAUUCGUAAAGAUAAGGUCUGUUAUGUAUUGCUGUUAGUGAAUGUAUACAAUCAGAAAUCCUUAUUUACUGUGUGUCACAUUAGUGACCCGAUUGAGGCUUUACAGAUAUACUAGUGGCAUCAUAUACAAGAAGAAAUUGUUUAAAUAAAUGCCGCUCUCUUGCAGGUUUGGUGUUGAUGAAAAUUUAUACUAAUGGCAGGAAUGUUAUUCAGGCACAGCCUAUAUCUAACUUCCAUUUAUAAUUACACAGAAUAUGAAUCUAUUUCUUCUUUUAAAUUAUUAAAAUAUAAAAGUUAAUCAAUUUUUAAGGGAUAUUUUCCAUUUUAGUCUCUCCUAGUGUCUUUAGUGCAUCUUGCUUGUCUGAUUUUGUUCAGUGCAUUUAAACAGCAACAGCUGGCACUGUUCCGUUCAUUUAAUAGUGCCAUUUACAGUUUUACAGUUUGUCUUAUAAGAUGACUUGUUAUGCCAUAUCAACCUUCCUCCAUUCUGCUGCCAUUAAAUACUGCUAGUUUGUCAAAGAAGUUGGCAUCUUAGAGGUACCCAAAGUGUCCUUUGUCUUGAGACUCCAGUUGUGGCAGUAGAGAGGCCAGUCAACCCUUUAGUUCAAGCACACCAGUUACCCUUGAAUGCCAUUUAACAUGCAGGGGUAAUGUAAAUGAGGAUGUUUUAGCAAAAACCACAAUCUGGAAAUUGAAUGCUAAGCUAAACUGAGAGCACAAAGGCCCCUAAUGGAACACAAAUGAAGUUUCAUGGUUGAUAGGUUUGUGAUUUAUGGCACCUCCCCCUGUAUCCUUAUAUGGUCUUUGUUGUUCUUUCACACUUUACAGUUUGGCUUCAUCUAAUAUUCCCAUAGCUGCUAUGCCAAGACACAGACAAUGAUGAAAUUCAGGGAAAAGUAAAUUAAAACAGCUUGAACCAAACAAACAAGGUCUUAUAUAAGGAUUAGUUGUCAAAUAUGUAUGUCCAUGAACUACCAAUCGUAACGUUUAACAAACUUAACUCCAGCUUAUAUCAGCUUGAUAUUUCAUUUAGACGACUUUGGGAGAAAAAUUAGUUUGUGAUAUGGUCAGCAAAAGUGACCUUUUAAUCUGACCUCAGGAUUAUGCCAGUACAGUUUUUCUAUGUAUCUAAUAUGUUCCAGUUCAUUUAAAUAAAUAAAAAUGCAGAAAUAUAUUUCAUUUUUUGUAUGUAUAUGUAUGACAAUUAGAUAUCAAAUCUGAAGUAAUUCUACUCUUACAAAAGAUUGGAAAUCGUAACUAUUGCUGCAUAUCAUCCCACCUCCUAAAGGUGUAAGAAAUAGUUUUAAUAUGUUUUUUAUUUUUGUUUGUUUGUUUUUUGCCUUUCUAAGGUCUUCACAGUCUGAGACAUUACUUCAGUUUUACUUCCCAAGUGACAUUAAUCCCCAAGUGUGACUCAGUUUAGCGGGCACAACAUAAUCCCUGACAUGUUUUCUUGAUUUGAGCAGAGUCUGGUCGUGUGUGUUCGUGUAUAAAAGCCAUUCGCUAUUAUGUGUAAUAAAAUCAAAGGGGCAUCACUGAGGAAAAUAGAAAGGAACUUUAACAAAUAAUACUGUUACUUCUCUUUGUUUCUAAAAAGCAAUCAAUACCAUGUAAACACUUAACUGUACCAUGUGCUGAACUGCAAUACACUGGGAGAAAGACUAUUAGUACAUAAUUGCUGAGUAGUCUGAGGAAAGCCAUCCCAGCUUUAGUGUAGCUUCUCAAAGCAAAGGCCCCUAAAAGACUGUGCUGCUGCUUCCCUUGUCAGAUACGUGAUUAACAGCCUGUGAGUGCUGCAGAAAGUCAAGGAGGACCGUCAAUGAAGUAUUAUAUAAUAUGUCAGGACACAUAAGGCCACAUGCACAUGGUGGUUUGUAUGACCAUUAACGACUGCACGACUGAGCGUGUGCGUUCGGGUUUGAGGAAGCUCAUUAAGUUUCCGCCCACACACAUUACGUUUCCUUCUCUUUUCCCGAGGUGACAGUUUUUAAUUAGGUCUGUAGCUCACAUCAGAAUCCUGAUUCAAGCAUGGUGAAUGUAUCCACCCAUCGUUGACAGCUGAGAGGAGCCUCAUUAUAGACGUAAGCACAUGCAUCAUUUAACGCAGCGAUAAAUGCUUGCAAAGGUGUUCCAAUAGCUCAUGUGGGUAUGCUGUGAAAGCCCUUUUAAAGCUCUGGCCCUCAUUAAUUCAAAAUCAGAAUGCCGUAAACGAGAAUCAUGUAUCAAUCAUAGUCAUAAUAACAUGAACUAAUAAAUAUAUAUCAACUUUGGUUUGGAAGAUGCAUGAGAAUUUUACAGUUUGUGAUGGAAGGACACAAAUAAUUUUCAUUGUAUUUUUUUUUUAAUAUAUAUUUAUAUUUGUUGAAUAUAUGUGAAGGCUUCAUGGACACAUGAUCGUUUUUUUUUUUAAACAUGACAUCAUCAGGUGUUGCAUGCUAUUUUAAAUGUUGUUUAUUGAUCAUGAGUUUCCUAUCCUGGGCUUUGUUUGGUUUUUAAAAACAAUAUAGCAUUGUAUGUUUCCAGUGUGUUAAUGUAUGGUAUGUCACAUUAAACCAUGACCACUUUUUUGAAUAUUUAGAAUAAAAGGUUUUAUAUGAAAAAGGUCA